This is a messenger RNA of Ictidomys tridecemlineatus (thirteen-lined ground squirrel), 2259 nucleotides long. It is a transcript of the gene Lrrc34, whose product is annotated as leucine rich repeat containing 34. The record is from RefSeq and is a predicted model, not a curated record. Gene Ontology annotation, molecular function: protein binding. NCBI's taxonomy places the organism in Eukaryota, Metazoa, Chordata, Mammalia, Rodentia, Sciuridae.
AUCUGCUUCUCCGCAUGCCAGCAGGGCCUCAAGGCCCACGCGCGCGGGGCAAGGAGCGCGCAACACUCUGGACCCCGCGCUCUGGGCAUGCGCCGUGGCUCCGCCCCAUUCUUUCCCUGAGGCACCGCCCCUGGGCGGGCCAUGGCGCGGAGCGGCGCGGCGAGCAGUUGCCAGGGCAAUGUCGCCGCUGCAGCAGCGUUUAGAAGAGCACAGGAUGUCGAGUAGCCUGCAGGAGAACGCCGCCGAGGCGGUGGAGACCGAUGAUACCCCAACUCCUACUCUCACCCCUAACCCCAACCCAGACUCGGCCUCCGCGAGCGAGAACGUUCCAGAAUCUAUUGCUGGGCUCCAGGAAUAUUAUUGUAAUCUGUGUUUGGAAAACUCCAAGAAAAUAAAUCCUUAUAUAUUGCAUGUAUUCCAAGAAGUGGAUGAAGAUAUUAAAAAGGGAUUGGAAAAAAGAAUCACCUUAAACAUCGCGGGUAACAAUAGAUUAAUCCCAGUAGAAAGAGUAACAGAUGAAGAUUUUGGGAUUCUUUCCCAAAUUUUAGAGACUUGCCCAUAUAUUAAUGGUUUGGAUGUGAGAUAUAACGUUCUAAGUGAUGCUGGUGCAUACUAUGCUGCAAACCUGCUUCAGACACAGAGGUAUCUCAUUUACUUAAAUCUUAUGUUUAAUGAUAUUGGACCUGAAGGUGGAGAAUUGAUUGCUAAAGCACUUCAUAAGAAUACAACUUUGAAAUACCUGCGAAUGACUGGAAAUAAGAUUGAAAAUAAAGGUGGAAUGUUUUUUGCUUCAAUGCUGCAAAUUAAUUCAUCCUUAGAGAAAUUAGAUCUGGGUGACUGUGACCUGGGAAUGCAAAAUGUGAUAGCAUUUGCAACAGUACUAUCUCAAAACCAAGCAAUUAAAGGAAUAAACCUAAACCGACCUAUACUGUACGGGGAACAGGAAGAGUCCACUGUCCAUCUAGGCCAUAUGUUGAAAGAAAACCAAUGGCUUGUUGAACUACACAUAUGUAAGCAUGGUAUAAAAAACUGUGGUAUGCAGAAGUUAUGCGAUGCACUGUAUCUGAACAGAAGCCUGCGUUACCUUGAUAUCAGCUGCAAUAAAAUAACUCGUGAUGGAAUGGAGUAUUUGGCUGAUGUUCUGAAAAGCAAUAUCACCCUGGAAGUUUUAGAUCUUUCUUUUAACAGAAUAGAAAAUGCAGGAGCAAACUGUCUCAGUGAAACUCUUACUUCUCACAACAGAAGUCUUAAAGUAUUAUCAGUAGUCAGCAACAAUAUAGAGGGAGAAGGACUUGUUGCACUUUCACAGUCAGUGAAAACAAAUCCCACAUUAUCUAAUAUCUACAUUUGGGGAAACAAAUUUGAUGAGGCCACAUGUGUGGCAUAUUCAGAUUUAAUUCAAAUGGGCCAUCUAAAACCAAACAAUACAGAUGUGGAGCCAUAUGUGGUGGAUGGACAUGUGUAUCUUGCAGAAGUUUGCAACGGCCUUAAAAAGCAUUAUUACUGGACACCAACUCAUAGAGAUGCCAACAGCCCCUCAUCUAGUGCAGAUUUUGCUGUGUUGUUUCAGUAGGUCCAUAUUUCUGAAAAGCAAGCUCUAAAAUAAUUUUCAUAUAAUUACUUCUGUUGGAUUUAUGUCCUAUUCUCUUUCAUAAAUUAGGUUACUUUUAUGAAAUGUGUAAAAUUUUGUAUAGCUGUCAUUGUGAAAAACUGGGUAAUUUAAAAAAAAUUUUACAAUAUGAAGAUUAAAAUUUUAGGGCCAGGGACAUAGCUCAGUUGGUAGAGUGCUUGCUUCACAUGCAUAAGGCCCUGGAUUCGAUCCCCAGCACCACCAAAAAAAAAAAAAAAAAAAGACUAAAAUUUUAAUCCUGAAGAAACCAUACUAAUUAUUUUUAUAAUGAAAAUACAACCAAGUAGUGAAACAAGAUACAGAUAAAGGUCACUACAGAUACCUUAACUGAAAGUUGUUUACAAAAUGGUAGAAAGGUUUCAGGUGACAAAUUCCCAGUGAAUUUAAAGGGUUUUCAAAGUUUAGAAGUUGAAAAAAUAUUCUAUGUAUGUAUCCUAUUUAGGUAUUACAGAUAGAUUUUAAUAACUAUUUCAUAAAUACAGGCAAAUAAAUAUAUACCCUUUCCAAGGAAGUGAGUGCUGCUAGCUCCUCCAACCCUCCUCUCAUAGACAACUACUAUACUGACUUUUAAUACUACAGAGUCUUUCUGCCGAUUUUUUAUCUUUAUGUAAAUGGAAUCAUAUAAUCUU